ACAGCUAGGGUUUGAAUUUAUAAGCUGAUAAAACCCAGCUCUGCAGAGCCGUCUUCCGUCUUUGAGAACAGCUAAACCCUAAGGGCCUCCGUCACCGGCGACAAUGGGUAUCUCUCGUGAUUCUAUGCACAAGAGACGCGCUACUGGAGGAAAGAAGAAGGCUUGGAGGAAGAAGAGAAAGUAUGAGCUUGGCAGACAGCCAGCAAACACAAAGCUGGUGCCAAAUGCUAAGACUGUUAGAAGGAUAAGAGUCCGAGGAGGUAAUGUGAAAUGGCGUGCUUUGAGGUUGGAUACCGGAAAUUACUCUUGGGGUAGCGAGGCUGUUACAAGGAAGACUCGUCUAUUGGAUGUGGUGUAUAAUGCCUCUAACAAUGAGUUGGUUAGGACACAAACCCUGGUGAAGAGUGCAAUUGUUCAGGUUGAUGCAGCUCCAUUUAAACAGUGGUAUCUCCAGCACUAUGGAGUUGAAAUUGGUCGCAAGAAGAAGACUGCUGCUUCCAAGAAGGAAGGAGAGGAGGCUGAGGCUGCACCAGAGGAGAAGAAGAGUAACCAUGUUCAAAGAAAGCUGGAAAAGAGGCAACAGGAUCGCAAGCUUGACCCGCAUGUUGAGGAGCAAUUUGCUAGUGGGCGUCUGUUGGCUGCAAUCUCAUCACGACCUGGCCAGUGUGGUCGUGCUGAUGGUUACAUCUUGGAGGGAAAGGAGCUUGAGUUUUACAUGAAGAAACUUCAGAAGAAGAAAGGGAAGGGUGCCAGUGGUGCUGCAUAGAGUUGCAGGCUCCAAUUUUUAAAUUAUCAGAACAAAUUAGAUUGGUUUUUCUUCCCUAUUCAACAGUCUUGCUUCAUUGGAAGGGAAUGAUAAACUUCUUGUAUCAGAUUUAGAUUAGAUUCAAGUUUGUUUUGCAUAUGAUGGUUAACUGAGAAUUUUGAGAACGACUUCAUGAAAAAAAGAAUUUUGAGAA
Messenger RNA from Solanum dulcamara, 959 nucleotides. Its product is annotated as 40S ribosomal protein S8-like. The transcript has 5 exons. The record is from RefSeq and is a predicted model, not a curated record. Lineage: Eukaryota; Viridiplantae; Streptophyta; Magnoliopsida; Solanales; Solanaceae. Gene Ontology annotation, molecular function: structural constituent of ribosome. Bases 104 to 766 code for a protein of 220 amino acids. Gene Ontology annotation, biological process: maturation of SSU-rRNA from tricistronic rRNA transcript (SSU-rRNA, 5.8S rRNA, LSU-rRNA); translation. Gene Ontology annotation, cellular component: cytosolic small ribosomal subunit; ribosome.